GGACUGGGAGACAUGGCAGAAGCAGAAAUCCUAGAGCUUUUCGAGCUCCGUUAUUCAGAUCUGAAGCUCUUAGCUUCAUCUUCAUCUUCAUCUUCAUCUUCGAAAGAAGACGUAGAGAGGCUGGAAACAAUAAGGGCAAAUAUAAUGGAAAGUCUGGGCCCGAGAGGCCCAGGUCUGCUCUCAAUCACUGGUGUCCCAAAAGCUUCUAAUCUUCGGCGAAACCUCCUCCCGCUCGCUCGGAAGCUCGCCCUUCUCAACCCAGAUCAUCGCAAACGCAUUUUUAAGGAUCAUAACUUGGGUAGUGAUGUUCCUUUGAAGAAUCCAGAAAGGAAUGUGUCAUCUUUCGCUAUGCAACUUAGAUAUGAACAAGGCGGGGAAUUGGAUAAUUUAAAGAGUUCAGACCAAGAUUUACCAGAUGAUGAAUUUAAGAAUCUUGGCAAUACUUUCAAGGAGCUGGGAUUUUGUAUGAUGGAGCUGGGGCUCUGUCUUGCACAAAUAUGUGAUAAGGCCAUUGGUGGCCAAGAGCUUGAGCACAGUUUGUUGGAAUCGUGCACGGCGAAAGGGCGCCUUAUACAUUAUCAUUCAAUACUGGAUAACAUUGUUUUAAAAGAAGCUGGUAGAAAAAGCGGAAGCUCAAGAAGACAGGCUAAUCGGAAAAACGAUCUGGUGGACUGCAUAACAGGUGAGAAAAAACAGAGAGAACACACUAAUGUGGAUGUAAACAGUGAUGGGGUUGGACUUUUUGGAACUCAUUCCAACCUGUGGCAGCAGUGGCAUUAUGAUUACGGUAUCUUCACUGUGUUGACGGACCCCUUAUUUAUUUUGUCCUCUUAUUUACCGGAAAAUACAGAGAAAGAGCAAUACACAUUAUCUUGUGAUAAAGAAAGCCCUUCUCCAAGUGGUCAUACAUGUUUACAAAUUUUCGAUCCCAGCAAGAAUAAGGUUCGGAUGGUGAAGUCUUCUUCUGAAAGUUUCAUCAUUCAGGUUGGAGAAUCAGCUGAUAUCUUGACCAAGGGGAGGCUUCGCUCUACCCUUCACUGUGUUUGUAGGCCAGCAAAGUUAGAAAAUUUAAGCAGGGAAACUUUUGUUAUGUUUUUGCAACCUGCAUGGAGCAAAACCUUCUCAAUGUCAGAUUAUCCUACACAAAACUGCAACUUAGAUGGUCAGUGCUCUGGAGUACCAGAUGAUAAAAGAAACGUUGCCGAGCAGGAUGGGAUUAGAUUGACUGAAGAAAUUCGUAAAAUCAUUCCACCACUCUCGUUGAGAUUGAAGGAUGGGAUGACUUUUGCGGAUUUCUCAUGUGAAACUACCAAGCAGUAUUAUGGUGGUGGUGGUGGUUUACAAUCUAAUAGAUGAAAUAGCUCCUUGUAUUUUAAUAGUCUGUAUUGGUGCAAUUUUUGGUAAGAGCCUUUAUGACAUCUAUCCUCUGAUCAUAUUGCUUGGUACUAUCUUUGAAUCAGUUUUUCAAAAACAUCACAUUCUUGUCCUUAAUCGCAUUCAAUCAUAUAUUCUUCAUUUGUCUUUAGCUGCAUCAUUGUCCCGGAAGGUCCUUGCAUUUUUAUAACAUGCUUUUGUCAUUAAGAAGUAUGAAAUUUAAGCUGCCUAUAUAAUCUACGUUUCAGUCUUAAAGUAAUUGCAUCAAACAUAUAGAUUUUUGGGGAGGCUAAUUGCGAAUAUUGUUUGUUAAUGGAGCUUCUAAGUGCUUAAGACGUGAUUCUCAAAUAUGUAAUUGCUCUACCGUACAGUUUUCUAGCAUUUUUGUUG
Pistacia vera is the source of this 1764-nucleotide messenger RNA. RefSeq lists its product as uncharacterized. The coding region runs from base 13 to 1356 and encodes 447 amino acids. The transcript has 2 exons. NCBI's taxonomy places the organism in Eukaryota, Viridiplantae, Streptophyta, Magnoliopsida, Sapindales, Anacardiaceae. The record is from RefSeq and is a predicted model, not a curated record.